AUGUGCCGGGCGGGCCACUCGAGGUGGCUCUUUACCGAUUCAGAAAGCUGCUUUGUCGGCGAGGACACGCGUCUGUAUCGAUGCGUUUGUCCCAUUGCGACGUGCUCUGUCACCCCAACAGGCCACGCGUGCCGUCUCACUUCGUCUUUCUUGGUGUUUUGCGGGUUUCUGCUUCUCGUCUGGCUCCUCGCAGUGGGAGCGUAUGUUUACAUGUCGGGACUUAUCUGGGAACAUCAGAAGACAGUCAAGCCGGAGAGGAGCUAUCCAAUUGGUGGCGGUUACUACUAUGAGAAGUUGUUCGGUAGCGAUAAUGUGGAAAUGAAUGAGACACAAGGAGCUCGCCCACUGGAGAGGAGGGAGGAAGGAGCUUAG
Molecule: messenger RNA, 372 nt
Organism: Trypanosoma grayi
Lineage: Eukaryota; Euglenozoa; Kinetoplastea; Trypanosomatida; Trypanosomatidae
Exons: 1
Coding region: 1-372 (123 amino acids)
Source: RefSeq, a predicted model, not a curated record